AACAACAAACAAACAAACAUCGCUGAAACACUUGACUAUGAUUUAACACGUUUUCCCUCAUUGAAGUACAGAAAAUUAACAGAUACUUAUACAGUGAAACCCUCUUAAACUUGACUGUGUUAGUCUGGAAGUCACUAACUGUAGCAGGCCAACCAAUGAAACCCAAUCAAACAAAAAUGUAUACAGAAUACCCUGUGUAAAAAAGUAAGUAUUGCUGAUGGGAAAAACAACAACCUAAAUAUGUUUUUGCAAUGGCCCCAACAUCUCGAAGGCAAAACUAUUGAAAAUUAGAUCUAUACAAUUUCCCGACUACAGUACUGUUCACAGACAGAUGUACGCAACAGAACAAGACAGACAGGUCACAACAGAACACGUUUCAUUAAAAUUGGAAGUUGUCUCGGGUGAUUGGUAUGUAGAUCUAGGUCUGUGUCCGUUGCUUAUACAGUCGCUAAUACACAAGUCUCUGUAAAUAACGAAUCAAUUUAUGAGAACACCCCAGCCCCCUCCACACACUCACUCACACACACACAUUUUUCUUGCUUAAAAAUCUUAGAAAAGCUACUUGAUUGUAACCUGCGCAGUAUAAAGCAAGUUGAAAAAAUGUAUAUUUUUAUUCAUUUUGACAGCUGCAUGAUGCAAUAACGAGAAUUUAGAGUUACCCACCUUAGUUAAUGUUUACAGUAGGUGGCGCUUUGUCGUAACCUUUUGGUUCAUGGGGUGAAGGUCAUCAGCUGCAACGUGCUUGUUUUGUAACCGGUAGUCUAAGAUGAACGGAGUGACAAAUUUGAUGUCAAGAUACCUGAGAUAAACUCUCCGGCAUAUUAUGCACUUAGGAUCUUAUCUAAUCACCAGCUUAUGCUACUCAAUGACAAAUCAUGAACAGUUUCUCUGCAUUUUUCUUUGACCUCUGUGAAUCUGAAUGCUGACUGACAACACACGCUGACAUGAAGAAAUAAACACAAGACUUGCAGUAGAUCUUUUGGUCUGUGGAUAUCAAAGCAACGUAAGAUGUCGAGGAUAAGUAGUGAUCUAGCUGGAUUUAUUCGAGGGUUGGAGUUCAUCACCCGGGCUCUGGUUGAACACCAGGGGAAGGCGUGCCAGAGAGUGUGGACCAACUCCAGCAUCAGGACCGCAGCACAAGAUGCAGGCAUAAAUGUUGAAGAUGUGGUCAGUUCAGCCAUGGUGGCGCCUGAAGAGGCUCAGAGGAACAUCAAGAAAACAAUUUCCAAGUUUUCGGGAUCUGCUGCAAAUGUUGUGGAGACCGUGAAAGCUCAAACAUCAACAGUGAUGGAGAGAGUCCGUGGCCGUGAUCCUCCUCCCAAGACAACGUCUACCUCAGAUCUUUCAGCAAGUGAUUCCAGUUUGUCUGAAGAUUUCAUCAUCCAGUCUGCAGCGACUGAGGACCUCGACUUCUCAACACAGACGGCCCACAAAGAUGGCAGCAGUGACAGCGUCUCCACAGAUGCUGCAGAAAAUCCUGAUCAGCGCCGUCCACAGUCUGUUGCCAAGGACACUAUUCCAGGGAAAUCGGAUACCCAAGAUCUCAAACAAACGCCUACAACGGUUAAACCACCUUCCAAAGUGCAAUUUUCACAUGUACAAAACCCACAGCAGCAGUUGAGUGCCCGAGCAAGGGAGCGGCGAGUCCCAGCAUCCCGAGUCAGCAGAUUGUUCAGCUAUGGAGGUUUGGCAGCUGGUCUUGGGGCCGGAGCCAUAGCCGAGGUCGCACGGAGGUCACUGGGCAUCAUGGAUGACAAUGCUGCCAAAGGUCAAGGUAUUUUGGACUCAAGCCCCUUCCUGACCGAGGCUAAUGCGGAGAGGAUCGUCAAUACACUGUGUCGCGUGCGGGGAGCAGCGCUGAAGCUUGGCCAGAUGCUCAGCAUUCAAGACAAUUCCUUCAUUAAUCCACAGUUACAGAAGAUUUUUGAGAGAGUUCGGCAAAGUGCAGAUUUCAUGCCUUCAUCCCAGAUGCGGCGGGCAUUGACAAAACAACUGGGAUCUGAUUGGAGAAGUAAAUUGGAGACGUUUGAUGAGAAGCCAUUCGCUGCGGCUUCCAUUGGCCAGGUGCACAGAGGAACACUGCUAGAUGGACGUCAGAUAGCCAUGAAAAUACAGUACCCGGGUGUGGCCAAGAGCAUCGACAGUGACAUCAACAACCUGAUGGCGAUGUUACGAGUUGGCAACCUGCUACCUGAAGGGAUGUACGUGGAGAAUGUGAUGACUGUAGCCAGGAGGGAGCUGGCGUGGGAGGUCGACUAUAACAGGGAGGCCAAAUGCAGCAAUAGAUUCAGAAACUUGUUGAAAGACCACCCAGAAUUCCACAUUCCUGAGGUGAUAGAGGAAUUAACAGCAUCCCAGGUUUUGACCACCGAGUUUGUGGAGGGCAUGCCGCUUGACCAGUGCGUCGAUCUGGACCAGGAGACUCGAGACAAGCUGGGGGAAAGUGUGUUGAAGCUGUGCCUGCUGGAGCUGUUUGUGUUCCGGUUCAUGCAGACGGAUCCCAACUGGUCCAACUUCUUCUACAACCCAUCAACUGGCAAGCUGGUACUUCUGGACUUUGGAGCAAGCCGAGAAUUUGACAAGUCGUUUGUAGACAAGUACAUCAAAGUGAUAAAGGCGGCUUCUGUCGGAGAUCGAGACACAAUUCUUUCUGGUUCCAUUGAUAUGGGUUUCCUCACAGGCUAUGAGACAAAGGUGAUGAUGGAUGCUCACGUGGAUGCCGUAACAAUUCUUGGUGAGGCAUUUGCAACAGCGCAUACGUUUGACUUCAGCAUGCAGAGCACCACCCACAGGAUCCAGAACCUGGUCCCGGUGAUGCUGAAGCACAGGCUGACCCCGCCCCCCGAGGAGACCUACUCCCUGCACAGGAAGAUGUCUGGCGCCUUCCUCCUGUGCACCAAGUUGAGGUGUAAAGUCCGGUGUCGGUCUCUGUUUGAUCAGAUCUGGAGGGACUAUAAGUUUGGUGAUGUGGACAGCUUGUUGUGAUAGCAGACAUGAAUGAGUGAGUGAGUGAGUAUGGUUUUGCACCACUUUGGGCAAUAUUCCAGCAAUAUCUUGGUGGGAGACUCCAGAAAUGGGCUUCACACAUUGUAUCGGUAUUGGAAAUGGAACCCAGGUUUUCUGUGUGAUGAGUUAACACUUUAACCACAAGGCUACCUCACCAGCCUUCUGACUAGAUAUACUGUAAAUCUUGAAAUUAACACGAGCGUGAAUUAAAUGCGAAAAAUGUGAGUGAUCUUUGCUCGCAUUAAUAAACAUCACAUUUAUAUCAACAGUAAGACAUUUUGGGUAGCAAAAAUACCAACUUAGACUUACGCUGAUGUAUUCCACACCACUGUUUAUUGAGCAGCACUUGUAUAUAAAGUAUGUAAACAAUGUCAUUCAAACACUAAUUACAUCCUGUUAAUUGUCACUGCUGGGUUCAAGACAAGAGUUCUACUCACUCAUGUCAUCACUGAUCACACCUGCAAGUCCAGACAGACGCCACCCUUUGUUCUUUGCGACUGCGUCAAAGGCCGACACGAGCCAGCGCGCAUGUAUUAUUUUUGCGGAAGUACUUUACUCAGCGAUAAUAAGCGGUGCUAUUUGGUGUGUGAUUGGAUUAAUGUAAGGUUGGAUUAAGGUGAGGAUUCUAAACCUGACUGAGGACAUCUUUAGAUUGAAAUCCACUGAUGCUUGAGAAGAGGGGGUGUCACAUUCAUAUUGAGUCGCAUUUUUGGCUAGGGUCCAGUGGUCGCAUUCUUUUGGAGACACAUUAAUUUCACGAUUUACAGUAUAUAUAUAUAUUGUUUGUGUUUAUAAAAACCUAUUUUGAGGCAAGUGUUUUCAUACUGUAACGUGUUGUACUACUGUAGUGGAAUCUGUCAAAAUUGGACAAAUCUCGGUCAGUACCCAGACAAAUUUAUUUUGAUGAUAUAUCAAGUUGAGUCUGGCUAGUCUUGACUGACACUGUGAGGGAUGUAAUACUUGCUGGAAUAUAUUUCUAAUUCAGACUGAAAUAUCAGCUCCACACAAAUUUGUUUUAGACAGAUUCCAAUUUAUCAUGGGUCGUUGUCAAUGAGUCUGUUUUAAUACCAUGUGAUGAAUCAACACUAUUAUUCAGUGUUCAUCUGUUUAGAUUGAUGAUUUUGAUGGCAUUAAAUUAAAAAAAAAAAUGUUUGAAAUAAA
This is a messenger RNA of Haliotis rufescens (red abalone), 4167 nucleotides long. Its product is annotated as atypical kinase COQ8B, mitochondrial-like. The transcript has 14 exons. The coding region runs from base 1009 to 2985 and encodes 658 amino acids. Gene Ontology annotation, cellular component: extrinsic component of mitochondrial inner membrane. Gene Ontology annotation, molecular function: kinase activity. Gene Ontology annotation, biological process: ubiquinone biosynthetic process. The record is from RefSeq and is a predicted model, not a curated record. NCBI's taxonomy places the organism in Eukaryota, Metazoa, Mollusca, Gastropoda, Lepetellida, Haliotidae.